AUGCCCCUCUACCAUCGUAUGCGAUUUUUACUCCUCUUCGCUGCAUGCUCCGACGACUGGUAUGAGGCAGACGAUGCCAUCGCCCGCUGCGAGAACAUUUGGCAGUCGACGAGAAGCUAUCACACACCCGGCGCGGAUGAGCGCGUCGACGAUGGACUGUACGAAGUGCGCCAAUUGCUCGACACGAUGCGCCGUGAUCUGGAUCUGAAGCCGCGGGUACUGAUCGAUCGAGAGGUCGAAGAGGAGAACGAAGACGUCGAUAUGGCGGAGGAUUCCGAGGAGGAGGCCGAGGAGGAGGAGGACGAGGAGGUGGACGAGGAGGAAGAAUAUGACGAGGACGAUUUCACUGCCCCAGUGAGCGUGAAGUCCGGUCUGGAGAUUUUGCCGAAAGCUUUGGACCCGCAAGGAUCGGUACCAUCGGAAUCCAAGCCGCCGAUCCUCCCCGAACUCAAAGCUCGCAGCACCUCCGGGUUUGACGCAGUCUUUAACCACUGGAAAGAGUUGGAGAACGCUGAGAGCGCAGAUGACAGCGGCCGGAUCGGUAACAAGAGCAAGAAGCCGUUUCGGUCGAUCGGCGUGCCAAAAGAUCAAGUCAUUGUCGAGGAGAAAGGCGCGAUGGAAGGCAAAGCCGGUGUCGAGGAGGACGAAAGAGAAGUCAAGAUCGAGCCAGAGGCAGACAAGACAGAGCGGGAGGUGGAAAUCGAGAAGAUGCACAGAGUGUCAGAGAUGCCUUUGCGUUCCGCAAACAUUCGCGUACCAAAGCGUGAGUGACGGGAGUGUACUUGGGAAGCAAGGAGGCUCUUGCGCUUCGGUUGGACAGCUGAAAGCACCUUAUUAGAGUGGUUUCUUGGAUAGACCGUAGACCGUACUCUCAUCACGUUUCAUGUAGUCACGGUACCGGUUGUCUGCUAUUUGACUCCCAAUG
Zymoseptoria tritici IPO323 is the source of this 925-nucleotide messenger RNA. Its product is annotated as acidic nuclear protein. Bases 1 to 771 code for a protein of 256 amino acids. The record is from RefSeq and is a predicted model, not a curated record. Lineage: Eukaryota; Fungi; Ascomycota; Dothideomycetes; Mycosphaerellales; Mycosphaerellaceae. The transcript has a single exon.